This is a messenger RNA of Ctenocephalides felis (cat flea), 293 nucleotides long. Its product is annotated as zinc finger protein 706-like. Lineage: Eukaryota; Metazoa; Arthropoda; Insecta; Siphonaptera; Pulicidae. The record is from RefSeq and is a predicted model, not a curated record.
UUUCCUUUUUCUACAGAAUAGGGAAUAGCUGUCAAAUUUUUGCUCUAGCAAAUUCUAAGUGAUAAGUGCAAGACAUGGCGCGUGGUCAGCAGAAAGUGCAAUCGCAACAGAAAGCCGCUGAAAAAUCGGCGAAAUUGAAGAAACAAAAAGGACACAGUGCAAACGAACAAAAAAAGGCAGCUCAGAAAGCUCUUGUUCGUUGUGCUAUAUGCAAGGCUCAAAUGCCAGAUCCGAAAACAUACAAGCAGCAUUUUGAAAACAAACACCCAAAAAAUGAUCUUCCUGAGAUCUGA